Mya arenaria is the source of this 360-nucleotide messenger RNA. RefSeq lists its product as uncharacterized. The record is from RefSeq and is a predicted model, not a curated record. The transcript has a single exon. The coding region runs from base 1 to 360 and encodes 119 amino acids. NCBI's taxonomy places the organism in Eukaryota, Metazoa, Mollusca, Bivalvia, Myida, Myidae.
AUGGCAAUAAUUGAUGGUUACUAUUGUAAUCGCAAGGAUGGUUACUAUCGAACUGGCAAGGAUGGUUACUAUCGUAAUGACAAGGAUGGUUACUAUCGAACUGGCAAGGAUGGUUACUAUCGUAAUGACAAGGAAGGUAACUAUCGUAAUGGCAAGGAUAGUUACUAUCGAAAUGACAAGGAUGGUUACUAUCGUAAUGGCAAGGAUGGUUAUAAUCGUAAUUGCAAGGAUGGUUACUAUCGUAAUGGCAAGGAUGGUUACUAUCGUAAUUGCAAGGAUGGUUACUAUCGUAAUGGCAAGGAUGGUUACUAUCGUAAUGACAAUGAUGGUUAUUAUCGUUAUGGCAAGGAUAGUAACUAA